Musa acuminata AAA Group (dessert banana) is the source of this 2242-nucleotide messenger RNA. Its product is annotated as CBL-interacting protein kinase 19-like. Gene Ontology annotation, biological process: protein phosphorylation; signal transduction. NCBI's taxonomy places the organism in Eukaryota, Viridiplantae, Streptophyta, Magnoliopsida, Zingiberales, Musaceae. The record is from RefSeq and is a predicted model, not a curated record. The coding region runs from base 240 to 1676 and encodes 478 amino acids. The transcript is spliced from 2 exons. Gene Ontology annotation, molecular function: ATP binding; protein serine/threonine kinase activity.
CCGUCACCGCCGUCACGUUUCCUUCGUCUCGGAGAAGCCAUCCUUCCACCGCGGACGCCCUCGCCCUCCCCUUUAUAUGGCACUCGAUAUUUCCGCGACGCUUCUCAUCCCUCAAACCCCGUUGUAACGACAUUAACAAAUAGAUUGGCGCCAUUAAAGAGGGGAAGAGAACGAGAUCCGCAUCAGAUGCUUUGAGGAGGAAGACGAAGGCGAACAAGGGUUGGCACAUCCGAUCUUCUAUGGCGGAGACGGCCCCGACGACGACGAGCGAGCACGAGAAGAGGGGGAAGAAGGACGGUGGCCUCCUCCUGGGGCGCUUCGAGGUGGGCAAGCUCCUCGGCGCCGGAACCUUCGCGAAGGUCUACGUCGCUCGCGACGUGAACACCAAUGAGCUCGUCGCCAUCAAGGCCCUCGACAAGGAGAUGAUCCUCAAGGGUGGCCUCGUCGCUCACAUCAAGCGCGAGAUCGCCAUCCUCCGCCGCGUCCGCCACCCCUAUAUCGUCCAGCUCUUCGAGGUCAUGGCCACCAGGAGCAAGAUCUAUUUCGUGAUGGAGUACGUCCGCGGCGGCGAGCUCUUCUCCCGCGUCUCCAAGGGCCGCCUACUCGAGGAUACUGCCCGCCGAUACUUCCAGCAGCUGAUCUCGGCCGUCGCUUUCUGCCACGCCCGUGGCGUCUUCCACCGAGACCUCAAGCCGGAGAACCUCCUCGUGGAUGAGUACGGUGAUCUCAAGGUCUCCGACUUCGGACUGUCUGCGGUGGCUGAACAGAUGCGCGGCGACGGGCUCUUCCACACCUUCUGUGGCACGCCGGCUUACGUGGCGCCCGAGGUGCUCUCCCGCAGGGGUUACGACGGCGCCAAGGUCGACGUCUGGUCCUGUGGCGUCAUCCUCUUCGUGCUCAUGGCGGGUUAUCUCCCCUUCCACGACCGCAGCAUCGUGGCCAUGUACCGGAAGAUCUACAAAGGCACCUUCCGGUGCCCCCGGUGGUUCUCGCAGGACCUCGUCCACCUCCUCCGCCGCCUCCUCGAUGUCAAUCCCCAAACCAGAAUCACCAUCCCGGAGAUCAUGGAGAAUCCCUGGUUCAAGAAAGGGUUCCGGCAUGUCCGAUUCUAUAUCGAAGACAACCAAUUACAUAGCUUCGAUGAUCCAGCAGAUGACGAAGUGCAGAGUGAUGAACCUAAGCCGGAUGAGACAUACGAAUCAGGAUCAGAAUCGGACUGCUCGGUCGCUUCCUGCCCGGCAACAUUCUCCGAUGAGCAGCUCCAGACACUGCCAAGGCCACCGAGCCUUAACGCAUUCGAUAUCAUAUCUUUCUCCAGGGGCUUUGACCUCUCCGGAUUGUUUGAAGAAACAGGGGAGAUGACCAGGUUCCUGUCCAAGGAGCCCGUUUCGGACAUCGUAUCGAAAUUGGAGGAGAUUGCAAAGGUCGUGAGCUUCAAGGUUAGGAGGAAGGAUUGCCGGAUCAGCUUGGAAGGAACGAGAGAGGGUGAGAAGGGCCCAUUGACCAUCGGUGUGGACAUAUACGAGCUCACACCUUCAAUGGUUGUGGUCGAGGUAAAGAAAAAGGCUGGGGAUGGAGAAGAGUAUGAAGAGUUCUGCAACAAGGAGCUCAAGCCCGGGUUAAAACACCUUGUUUACGAGUCGCCUCCCGUUCUCAAAACUAACACCAGCAUGUAAUAAUAAAAAAGGUAAAAGGAAAAGUUCUUUGAUCCCAAAACGUUGAUUGCUUCAUGGGCCGUUGAAAAUGGAGCAGAGGAAAGUUCCUCCAGAUGUUCAGUAUUUGCUUGGUCAUCAAUAAGGUGCCCCGAACUUUUGUGCUGCAAUCUGGUUCAGACCAUCAAUCCUCCCUGGUUCUACCUCUCCAUGAUCAAGUACUUCCAGGCUUUGUGGAAGCAUUCUCUUAAUGAUGUGAUCUCUAAUUUUUGUAGUGUGUUCAUUUGGCUUACCUUGAAUCAUGCCGUGUGCCACGAAGGAAUUCGACCUUGCUGGAACCAGCAAGGUUUUUCACCAUUGUUACUUGCAAGUUGUUCUCACCGUGAAAUGACGUUAUUCGUUCGUUAUUAGGUGCUUAGUAGAUCUGCUGAGACUUGCAUGUACUUGUUGGGAACUUGGAAGUCGUAUCUCCCCAGUAGUUGGUUGUGAUGUACAUCCUUAAUCAAAAUAUGGUCCUUAUGUAAAUAUAUAUUGUACAGAAAAGAGAGAGAGUUCCAGAAUGAACCAAUAGUUUUUUUGUUUUUGGCAAA